This is a messenger RNA of Fusarium sp. VM40, 285 nucleotides long. The record is from the annotation of a GenBank genome assembly. Lineage: Eukaryota; Fungi; Ascomycota; Sordariomycetes; Hypocreales; Nectriaceae.
AUGGAGGUUCAAUCUGCUACUAACGCCGGUCCCUGGCAGGGCCAGCUCGACAACGUUUGCCGAGAUGCUCAACUGACACCCCCAGUAUUCCAAAUUGUGUCAGAUCGCCGAGGUGGUCGAACUGCUUGGUCUAGCAGAGUGACUGUCCAUGGCAAGACUCUCGCAGCCCGAUUUUGGUAUGACGGCAAAAACCUCAACAAUGCCAGAGAAGAUGCUGCUGAAUGUGCCGUCAAGUGGUUGACCGGGUCUGAUUCUGGUUCUCCUCCUCAGUCAUAUGGUUGGUAG